UGAAAUAUGAAUUCACAAUUAUUUGUUUUCAUGGAACCAAUUUUCUCACCAUUCCAGGAAAAAAAUAAAGUGAAUUGCCUAUUGUUAUAAAUAAUGUUUGGCUCUACAAUCGUGCUAUUGUUACAAGGUUUAAGUUACUCCUAAAUUGCCAUUACUUUUUUAUUAGAAAGGUAGAAAGAGACAUUUAUCAUAAUGACUGAAUGGAAGCAAUUGAUAUCGGAGUGGCUGAAUGAGUACGCUGCACUUCUGGACAAUGAAAUCAAAAGCUUUGCAGCUGAACACGAACAUAACCAUGAAAUAGCUACUGCUAUCUUUAAUCUGUUCUACAGUGAAGAUGACAGUGGGACUAACACAAACAAAUUGGAGAAUGAAUCUGAAUAUGAACAGAUAUUGGAAAAUGUUUGUACCCAAUUAUUCAGCUUCUACAGAUCAAAGGAAGUUGAGUUACAAAGGUUCACACUGCAGUUUGUUCCUACUCUUAUUUAUAACUAUCUGAGCUCAGUAGCUCAAGGAAGUAAAAAAACUUGGCGCUGCAUAGAAACUUUAUUGAUUGGCCUGUAUAACUAUGAAGUUGUGGAUGAAGAGGGCAAACCCAAAGUAGUUCAAUUCAGACUCCCAUCAUUAGCGCAAGCUUCCAUAUAUCACGAGCCAUUAUCUUUGGGGUCCCAGUUCCUAACUGAGAGUGCAUUACGGAGGUGGGAAGAGUGCAAUACUAAACUAGUGAGUUGGGGCCCAUUCCCACAAGUCGAAGUGAUCAAUGCCCAAAACCGAUUGAAAGUAAUGUCAGCACUACUAUUUAUUUACAAUCGCCAACUGAGUUUAUUACCGAAACUUGCUUUGCGUCAUUUCUGUAUUGCUGCAUCAAGAAUAGUCACACAAGGUUUCAAUAAGAAAAUAACUACAGCAUCUGGAAAACCAGUACCGAGAAUACCAGUGUCGUCAAGUUUCUUAUUGGAAAUGAUUGAAGGCGCAUAUUUUGCUAUGUUCAACGAAUUCUACACACUGGCUCAUCAAGCAGUCCAAGAUAUUGACCAGAGAGCGCAGUAUGAACUAUUCCCUGAUGUUAUGUUGGUUACUAGUGCUGUGAUAAAUUCUUUAAAAAAUAAUCCUUCAGGACAACCAUGCGACGGGCCCAUGGGUAUAAGUGUAGCGUUGUCCCCUGCGACUACUACUGUGACCAUGUCGAAAUCCAUGAUCACUAAUGCAUCAUUCCGUACGAAGAAGUUACCAGAUGACAUUCCUAUUCAAGCUGGACAAGCCGUAGCAACUGAUUCAGCCGAUAUGCUCACUGCAAUCACCGAGGAGUGUGAAGCCGAAGCUGCUCCAAUACAGCGUGGCGGUGCUGUCCGGAGUUCCAAACCCAAACUAAGUUCAUUUCCUGUACUCGGUAAAAAAACAAAAGAUAGCAAAGACAAAAGCGCGAAUUCGGGCGAGAAAAAAGUUACACUUAAGGAGUCUUCCAAAGGUAUUUGGAAUUCACUGAGCGGUGGCGGCGGCGGGGAUAUGGUAGAUGCACAACAGAAGUCUAAUGUUACUGACAGUUCAAUAGAGGCGAAUGGCAGCAUGAAAGAUGAGAAAAUGUCCAUGACUUCAAUGCAUAAUAGUACUGAAAACUCUGACACACGGUCGCAAGUCACUUCCGACUCACUGGAUAUUGAAACGACUCCACGCUUUGCGGCAAUGCAAGUCAGUUCAGUAUAACUUUAUAAAGUUUGUGGUGUCUGGUUGGUAGAGAGUUAAUUUGGUGAUGUGAUAGAAUAUAUUUCCAGGAGAUAGCUAAUUCUGUGUAAACUUUAAAAAAAAUUUAAGGUCAUGUUGGAAGUGGUUACUUGUUACAUUGGUUAAAGUUGCUUAUGUUAAAUGAAAGGAUGCAAUAUUGGAAGUAUUUAUUUAUAGACUCUGUUGUGCAAAUUAUUUGUUACAAACUCAUCACGCAAUAUAAUUAUGUACCUUACAUAAAUUGUUCAGAAUAAAA
Molecule: messenger RNA, 1975 nt
Organism: Spodoptera litura
Lineage: Eukaryota; Metazoa; Arthropoda; Insecta; Lepidoptera; Noctuidae
Gene: Hyccin
Product: PI4KA lipid kinase complex subunit hyccin
Biological process (GO): phosphatidylinositol phosphate biosynthetic process; protein localization to plasma membrane
Cellular component (GO): plasma membrane
Source: RefSeq, a predicted model, not a curated record